AUGAAUAGCAUUACUAGUAAAGGAACUUCUCUUAAAAGUGUACCUCGAAAAUCACCACCACAGACAAAUGAAAUUUCCAAUGAGCAGAAACAAAAACUCAUUGAUUACUUUCUCGAUGGAUCAAAAUAUGAAAAUGAAUUGCUAAAAUAUAUUUAUAUUUGUAUUAUGUCAACAAUAAAAAAUUACGAACAAGCACGCAUUGAAAAAGAGUGUACGGAACUUCGGAAAAUUAUAACUGAAUCAAAAAUCAGUCUCCGGUCGAGCAAUAAGGAAACAGCAGUUAGAAUAAUUGACGAAUAUUCUGAAUGGCAACGAAAUGAUUCUAGAAAUAAACCGGACAAUUUAUUGAAUCAAAUUGGACUUUUACUCGGAAUCUCAUCAAAAGAUAUCGAAUCUAAUAUACUCAAAAAUUUACAUAAGCUAAAAGUGCAUGAGUUAUCUGCCUUUCGUAGCAUUACUUUCCAAAAAUUUAAAGGCAUGUUCGACUUUAAUAAUGGAAAUUAUUCUGAACUAUAUUUGCGCUUCAAGAGAGAAGAAAAAAUCGCAGAAUUGGAAAUAAGAUGUAAAGAGUUGGAAGAAAAAAACGAAGAAAUCAAAAACGUGCUACAAGAUAAUACUAAGCGUUUAAAAUACAAGGGAUCAUUCGGAAAUCAACCAAUACAAGAAAAUAUACGCGACGAUAAAAACAAUAUGAAAUCUAAAUUGCAAGAAGAAAAUUCGCUAUUGGAGCAGAUCGACAUGCUUACUGCUAAAAAUAACUCGUUUGAACAAGAAAUAGAAAAACUUAGUAUUCAGAUCAAGCAAACUUCGGAACAUGAGUUUUCAGAGCAACAGGCGACUAACGAAAAAAACGAUGAAUCACAAGUAAAACAACUGAGCGUGGAAGACUUGAAUAAAUUAAGCAAGGAAGAAUUAAUUGACGAUAUAAAGGAACAUCAAGUCAAAUAUGACUCGCUUAAUCAACAAUUCGAUUUAUUUCAUCAAGAGGUUGAAGAAAAAGAUGAAGAGAUUAAAAGACUUCGUAAACAGAUUAAACAAUAUCAACAAAAACUCACGGAAUUAGAAGAAUCAAAAUUUAAAGAACCAAAGAAAAAAAUUCAACAACCACCUGUUAUAAUGAACUUACGAAUGUAG
Messenger RNA from Ambispora leptoticha, 1134 nucleotides. Lineage: Eukaryota; Fungi; Glomeromycota; Glomeromycetes; Archaeosporales; Ambisporaceae. The record is from the annotation of a GenBank genome assembly.